UCAAACGGCGUGCAUGCAUACAUGCAACCAAGCAACCAUGAUGAAAGGUACGAAUAAUGGGCUGCGUCGAUCUUGGACGCUUUGGAAGAUGAGCUCGUUGAUCUUGAACUUGAAUUCCAACGCCGACAACAGACAGUUGCAAACGUGACCCGGACCUAUUCAGACCUCCCGGGAACACUGCCCGACCAGAUUCGUGUCUAGUGCUUCAAGAAAGCAGAGAUAUGAAUAAUUGGGGAGGCAAUCGUUCUUUGAUGAAUGGUGGCGAUUCUUUUUCUUUAACCAAGCCAAGUGUACAAAGACUCUCCGUUUCAACUCUGCAGCUUGUGCUGCUCAGCUCUGUAUGCUUACUUCAAGCUCAAAUCGCAGAGGGACAGCACAAGGGCCGAGGUAAUCACUCUCCCGCUCCCAAGUUUGGCGAUCGAAUCAAACCUUUUGUUCGCGGAGCCAAAAGCCUGAGGCAAACGUUUCCCUUUAAUGCCCAUAACAAUCAGGCCAACAGGGAUCAAGACCAUCAUCAUCAUGGACACGAAGCCAAUAGUGGUCAAACAGUUUCGAGUAACAAUCGAGGCUCUCGCCAAGGCCAAGGCAAUGGGGUUGCAUUAGACAUUGGCACCAUUGCCGCUGCUGGAGAGCGUUGCAUUGACAAGGUCAUCACGGUUGAGGAAACGGAAUAUGACAACGUGAUCAAUUGCAAGCAUAGCUACUCGGAGCGAUGUCAUACCACGUACAAGACGGACUAUACCCCGCAACAGGAAGAGGAAUGUGAUGAGAAUUUCAGGAAGAACUGUUUCAUUGACUACAAGAAUGUGGCCAUUAAAGAAAAAGUGAAGGUCUGUUUCCAACCUUUGGUAAGAAAUUGUAACAUCCCAGGACCUAUUGAAUGCUCCACCGAGUACCAGACUCAAUGUACCACCAGGUACCACGAACAUCAGGUGGAGGACGAUGUUCCCAAUUGCGUUGAAGAGCAAGAGUUCAAAUGUCAGCAAGUCACUAAAGGAUACACAACCGAGGAAGAGUGCAAAGCUUGGCCAGUUCAAAAAUGUAACCUUCAGCGCGAGAGGGUGAACAAGUACACUCCGGAGACCCAUUGCGAGAAGGUCCCCUAUGAGCUGUGUGGACCCUCGUCUUGUCCCGUCGAACCUGGACCAGAGCAAUGCCAAGAAAAAGAAGAGACGAUCGUUCAAGAGACUCCAGAAGAAAUCUGUACCCUGGAGCCCCAAAAGGAGUGCAAACACGUUACAAAGCUUGUGCCCAAACUUGAGCCCUCUGAGAAUUGCGUGGAUGUACCCAAAGAGAUCUGCGUUCGGCAGAGAAACAACCCAAGGAAGGUGUCCAGGCCUAUUGUGAAGAAGUGGUGUUACACGCCCACGGCAGAAUCUGGUCUUUUACCCGGAAGCCAAUUUAGCAAUGGCAACAAUAAUCAAGGCAGUAGACCCCCCACCAAUGUCACACCACAAAAGCCUCAAGGAUGCAUUCAAGGUAGACCCGUGGACUAUUGCCCCACGCGGUCUGGCAAUGGACGAUGUGAUCGAGAAUGCAAUACACGCGCAUGCGGUUAUGAUGGUGGUGAUUGUAAUGCUCCCGUGACCACUCCUGCACCCACAGGAUGUCUCCGAGGAAGACCGUACGAUUAUUGCCCGAGCCGUGCCAACAACGGUCGUUGUGACCGUGAAUGCAAUACACGCGCAUGCGGUUACGAUGGUGGUGAUUGUAAUGCUCCCGUGACCACUCCUGCACCCACAGGAUGUCUCCGAGGACGACCGUACGAUUAUUGCCCGAGCCGUGCCAACAACGGUCGUUGUGACCGUGAAUGCAAUACACGUGCAUGCGGUUAUGACGGUGGGGAUUGUAAUGCUCCGGUCACACCUGCUCCUCAAACAGGCUGCCUUCGUGGAAGACCUUAUAAUUACUGCCCCACCCGUGCCAACAACGGUCGAUGUGACCGUGAAUGUAAUACCGCUAGCUGUGGUUAUGACGGUGGAGACUGUAAUGCCCCUGUAACACCUGCUCCACAACAAGGAUGUGUGCGUGGAAAGCCCUACGAUUACUGCCCAAACCGCUCAAGCAAUGGAAGAUGUGAUCAGGAAUGCAACAAUGCGGCCUGCGGCUAUGAUGGUGGUGACUGUCUCGUAUCAACCGUCAGACCUCGACCCCCGCCAACCCCAGCCCCUCAAGGGUGUCUUCGAGGACGACCAGUGAAUUAUUGCCCAAGGCGUGCCAAUAACGGGCGAUGUGACACAGAAUGCAACACUUCAGCUUGUGGAUAUGAUGGAGGGGACUGUAAAGUAGUGGCCCAACCCCAGCGGCAAGGUUGCAUUCCCGGUAAACCUGUGGACUAUUGCGAGAGGAGGUCCAACAAUAGACGAUGUGACUAUGAAUGUAACAACCAAGCUUGUGGAUACGACAAUGGAGAAUGCAAUCAAAGACCUUCUCCCCCCCAACGCCCUCAACGACCCCAAAGGCCUCAAAGACCACAAAACACACCUCAAAGAGGCUGUCUAAAUGGAUAUCAGGCUAACUACUGCGAGAGUCGACGUAAUAAUGGCCGUUGCGAACCAGAAUGCAACAUAUCUGCUUGCAAUUAUGACGGAAACGAUUGUCGGCAACCUGCUCCUAGACCGCCUUCUAACGGAUACUUACCCCCGCCUGCAAAUGGUUAUGGCAAAUGAUAUGGCUGAGGUUGAAUGCUUUUUCCAAACUAUCCUCUUACCAACCCCACUACUGCCAUUUUUACUUGUACAAACUCCAAGUAUUACAACUAGUCGUAACUUUGCUGCUUUCGACCAACUUUUAAAUACACUGGGCAUUAUCUGGAUAAA
Molecule: messenger RNA, 2819 nt
Organism: Tigriopus californicus
Lineage: Eukaryota; Metazoa; Arthropoda; Copepoda; Harpacticoida; Harpacticidae
Product: protein lin-12-like
Exons: 5
Coding region: 222-2669 (815 amino acids)
Source: RefSeq, a predicted model, not a curated record